CGAUUGUUUUGUAUUUCCAUAUUCUUCUUCCUCUUAUUGAUCCAAAGUUACGAAAUCUAACGAUUUAAUAUGUCCUUACAGAAGUCUACGUGUUCUCUAGAUAUCUCAUUGCUUCCAGAAUUUGGCUGGUCAAUCAAAGAUCAACCUGUCUAUGGCCCCGGUUCUGUAUUUCAAGGAAUUGUCAAGCUAAAGUUGCUGUCGCGUGUGCCCAAUAUUGAAAAGGUCAAGUUGAGUUUUCGCGCUUACGAGUGUAUUCCACCUUUUGAAAUCUCUCCUGGCGUGUUGCGAAAAGCUCGAAGUAAUCUUUUUGCAGUGCAACGGACUCUGUGGAGCGCCAAAUGUGAUGGCGCAGCAAAAAAGUUUGAAGCAAAUUCAGAAUACACUUUCCCGUUUACAAUCCAAAUGGCGUUACUACAACUUCCUCCUUCUGCCAAUCACCCUGCUUAUCAAUGCAAAUAUCAGCUUGUCGCUAGUCUUGAAACCUCAAAGGAGAACGAUGCUCAGUCAGCAAUAAAUACCAGCGUACAAUGCUCAAAGGAUGUCCUGUAUAUGCCUUAUAUUGAGACCAAACUUCUAAAGAAACCAAUUUUGCUUGAAGCACGAAGAGGACAUUUGUCUGUCCACGCAGAAAUUUCAUCUUUUGAUUAUGUGCCGAAUGAUACUAUUCCAAUUACCAUGAGCGUGUCGAGCUUCAAAAUGGAUAGAAAAUCGCCUUUCAAAUAUGUAACCAUUCAAGCUAAAUUGGUCCGGGUCGUCCAAGUGAUCGCUUUUGAAGGAAUAAAAGACCAUGUCGAGACUGUCAAAGUAAACCUUCACAAAAUGCUCUUGAUUAGCUGUCCAGCGGAGAAUCAUUCGAACGAUAUACAGAACACGCCUUGUCAUAAUAACGAUCAACAUUUAUAUUGUUGCAAGGCAACUAUAUCUUUACACAUUCCUGCAGACGUGACGCCAAAUGUCGAUUAUGGUAGACUUGCACAGAUUCGCUAUAAACUGCAACUCAGUGUACAACAGAAAGGCCCGAUGGGUGGGAUUUGGAACUACAACACAAAGCUGGAAGAUAUACCUCUCAAUAUCGGUACUUUGGGCUACGGUAUAGGUGUGUCGCCAGACUUGAAGUUUUACUCGAAAUACUAUCCUGCACCAGCAUCAAGCUAUCAAAGUAAUAGGAAUGUCCCCAACAGCCAUAUGCCAACUCCAAUGUUUAUGAAGGCAAUAGAGUAUGAAGAUGCGCUACCACUAUAUGAACCUCACAGGUUGCCUACUUAUUCUGCGUCUCAGUUGACUGUAUGAACUAUCUAUUUUCUAUCUUUUACACUACGUACCAUUAAAAUUAUUAUUAAGUUUUAAUUCAAGUAAUUUUGUUAGCAUUACCCUACUGCAUCGCUCUUACCAUGGCAUCCCUUCCACCAUCUUUUAUUUUUUUUUUAUGUAUUUUGUACCAUAAUUUCCUUACUGCAUGUGCAAGCUUCUGUAAUAAAAUGUACGAGUAACGCAUAAUGUUGUAUACUGAACAUUAUUCUUGCUCAACUCCUUAGAAUAGCUACUAUUCAAAACAGAAA
Messenger RNA from Mycotypha africana, 1559 nucleotides. RefSeq lists its product as uncharacterized. Bases 70 to 1290 code for a protein of 406 amino acids. Gene Ontology annotation, biological process: protein transport. The transcript has a single exon. The record is from RefSeq and is a predicted model, not a curated record. NCBI's taxonomy places the organism in Eukaryota, Fungi, Mucoromycota, Mucoromycetes, Mucorales, Mycotyphaceae. Gene Ontology annotation, cellular component: cytoplasm.